Messenger RNA from Talpa occidentalis (Iberian mole), 522 nucleotides. RefSeq names its product protein tyrosine phosphatase type IVA 1-like. Gene Ontology annotation, molecular function: protein tyrosine phosphatase activity; protein tyrosine/serine/threonine phosphatase activity. The record is from RefSeq and is a predicted model, not a curated record. Lineage: Eukaryota; Metazoa; Chordata; Mammalia; Eulipotyphla; Talpidae. Gene Ontology annotation, cellular component: nucleus. Gene Ontology annotation, biological process: positive regulation of cell migration; protein dephosphorylation. The transcript has a single exon. Bases 1 to 522 code for a protein of 173 amino acids.
AUGGCUGGGGUGAACCUCCCGGCGCCCACCGAAGUCAACUACAGGAACAUGCGGUUCCUCAUCACUCACAACCCAUCCAGUGCCAGGCUGGGCCAGUUCGUGGCGGCGCUCAAGCAGCACGGGGUGACCACCCUGGUCCGAGUGUGCAAGGCCACCUACGACGCGCGUCCCGUGGCGCGGGCAGGCAUCCGUGUGGUGCACUGGCCUUUCGAGGACGGGGCGGCCCCCUCCCAGCAGAUCGUGGACGACUGGCUGAGGCUGGUGAGGGCGCAGCUGCAGGACGAGGCCGGGGGCCGCAUCGCCGUCCACUGUGCGGCGGGCCUGGGGAGGGCGCCGGUCCUCGUGGCCCUGGCCUGCAUGGAGGGCGGGAUGAGCUGUGAGGACGCGGUGGCCUUCAUCAGGCAGAAGCGGCGCGGAGCUUUCAACAGCAGGCAGCUCCAGUACCUGCAGCAGUACCGCCCGAAGAUGCGGCUGCGCGGCCGGAGAGCCCUGGGCCGCAGAGACAAGUGCUGUGUCCAGUGA